Equus quagga is the source of this 1619-nucleotide messenger RNA. It is a transcript of the gene TMEM171, whose product is annotated as transmembrane protein 171. Bases 529 to 1539 code for a protein of 336 amino acids. The transcript has 4 exons. The record is from RefSeq and is a predicted model, not a curated record. NCBI's taxonomy places the organism in Eukaryota, Metazoa, Chordata, Mammalia, Perissodactyla, Equidae.
AAGCCAGGGAGAAGCACGGGUGCGGAGGUCCCCAGGACUCACAGCGCUUCUGCGCCUGGGCUGAGCCCUUGACUCACCUUCCACAGCGCCCUGACCUCUGGCCUGGAAACUGGCACGGUUGGAUCUGUGUCCCUGGUCACGGGGCAGGUGACAAAUAGCACAGGAUUAGCAAACCCAUCCCGAAACUCUGGGUUCAAGGGCAGGGAAAGUAACCAGUUUAAUUCGGCAAGUCCUUAGGAAAGGGAACGGGACGGGGGGUCGGGGGGGGUGGUGGUUCUACCGCACAGGAGGGCUGUGAGCAUCCGUGUGGGUGCGCAAGGGACACAGCUGACCCGCCCGGUCGGCAGAGGGCCCGCUUCAUUCUGGGGCGAGGCCCCCCUGUCCCCGUCUCAGGUCCUUGUGGACCGCGCGCAUCUGUGACCCGGCGGCUCCAUAAACUGUUUGUUGGGGAGGCGCCGGCAGGGACUUGCUCCAGUGACCCCGGCCGAGGGCUCUGGAGCGGCAGGAGGGCCACCGGGCCAAGGGUGGAUGCGUCCCAGACCGCGCGGCGGCCGACGUGCGGCAGCGGGGGCGCGGGGCCCACGUCCGGAGAGGGGCGCAGGCGCUUCCCCUUCUCACCCGCCCCCAAUUCUGGGCCCUCGGCUCAAGGGACCCGGCUCCCUGCCCGCCGCCCGGUUCUCGGCCGGCCAGCGCGUAGUCCCCGCGGCCGGAGCGCAAUCCCCCGGCCGCCCCCGGGGCCCCGUCCCCCGAGGUCUCGCGCGCACCAGCCCGCCCUGCGCCCCGAGGCCGACCCUGCCCUGCACUCCCCGAGGGGCCAGCCCCCCUGCGGCGGCAGCUCCCCCGGGCCGCCCCGCCCGGCCGCCGCCCUCGCGGCACCGCCCCUUCUGUCAAUACGGGCGGAGCCGCGCCCGGGCCCCGCCGCGCAGGUGGGAGCGUGCGGUGAGGGCCGGCGCCGCGGAGGCCGCGCGGAGGUGGAGGCGGAGGCCGCGCCCAGGCCGGGCCGGGGCCGGGCUGCCCGCCGAGCCGACCCCGAGGCCGCAGCGGCUCCCGGACACGGCGGGCGCAGCGCGCGCAGGGCGAGCGCAGAGCUGUCGAAGCCUUUGGAGGGCAGGAAACGCAUCUCAUCCCGCCGUGAGGAGGCGCCUCUCCUGGCCAUGUCUCCCACAGCCGCUGCUGAGCCAGACCGGGUCCAGCGAGACAGGUGAUGCUGUGAUCAUAUUCCCGCCCCCUCCGCCACCGUACUUUCCUCAGUCAGCUUCUGCAGGAACGCCAAGUCCAGGGGCUGACGGUUCGCUUCCCCGUGAAAACCCACCUUCGUACUACAGUAUUUUUCACCGCGGCAGGACCCCGGCUCCCCAGGGCCAAGGUGCGGCCUCGGAGGGAGAUUGUGAACCUGUCUAUGCUAUUUCUGGGACCACCCUAUCCUCUGAGAUCCCACACGCUCCACAUCUCUCAUCUGAAUCGCCGCCCAGAUACGAAGAGAAAGAAACUGCUACAGCUGCAUCCUUGUUUCCAUCUUCUGAGCCUUCCCCGCCGUGACCUGCGGGCCCCAGCUCAAUUUUAUAUAGAAUUGUUCACUUUUUUAUUUAACUUGUUUUCUAAUAAAAAUUGCAAUAGCA